GUGCGUAUGUCUGAUCACACUUGAAAAUCUUUUUAUCGAUUUCAUUUUGCACACAUCUACACACAAAUUCAUGUGAGUGUACACGUGACCAUCUACUCCGUUACCUACACAAGAGAGCACAUACAAAAUAGACUUAGGUAUAUAACGUGAUAAACGUAUUUCUUCUCUAUGCGAGGAUUGAUUUCUACAGAGAAUUUCUGUUUUCAUCUUUAAAAAUAAAAGCAGCGAAUGAUUGGAUUUAAAUUUUCUGAGGUAAUGUAAACUGUUUUUUAAGACCUUAUUCCAUUACAGUGUUGGGUAAUUUCGUUUGUGUCUUAAGUUUAUUGUUAAACAUGAUUCGCAAUAAUUUUAUAUCGGUCAAACAUUCAUUUAAAAUCAGUCAGAAUAAAAUGAAUUUUUCAUCUAUACCAAGAACUCUUGUUUAAACAUUCAUAAAUACCACGAGAGAUUAGGAAUUACAGUUGGCAAAAAUGUGGUUAUUAGUUUGCAUUAUGGUGUUCUUGCCAACAGAUUUAUUCCACAAAAGCCUAUAAAUGUGUAUAUACGAUUACAAUUUUCAAUGAGAUGUUUACCUGAUAUUAAUCUGAGGUUGGAGUUGUUAGUUAUGUGAACACAUAUACGCCUAGAAUUGACAACUUGUAAAAAAGAAGCACAUGGUCUUUGCCAGCUGAUAGUUUUACUGCAGCAACGUAAAUAAGUACUGAAAAUCUACAACAACAUUAUGGAAAAAUUAAUUGAGAUAUUUUUCGAGUUAGACAAAGAUAAUAAUGAAAUUGUUGACAAGCAAGAACUUGUCAAUUAUUGUAAAGAUAAGAAACUUGACAUGAAGAUGGUUAAUGAAUGGUUGUCGAAGUGUGAUACAGACAAGGACAAUAAAAUUACAUUUGAUGAAUUUUGUCGAGGAUUUGGCAUCAAGUUAACCGAAAUGCGAGUUGAAAAAAUUGAAAGAGCUCUGACAUGGGAUGAUACUGCAAUUUCAAAACCAACCAAUGUACAAAUUAUCAAUUCAACAAUGUCAGAAAAGAAACAGGCCGAAGUGAUUGAAACUUAUCAGAAAUUAAUGAAAGAGUAUGGAGCAGAUGAGAAAAGUUUAGACAAAGUAUCAACAGGACUUAAAAAGUUUUUGGAAGAACGUUAUACAAAUGUUUGGCAUGUGAUCAUAAUGAAUGGUUCCUUUUGGAUUAGUUUUUCCCAUGAACCAUUUUGUUCAUUACAGUUUAAAUCGGAAAAGUACACGUGUUCUGUUUGGCGUACACCAGACGGACAAAGAUACGGUUCAUAGGUCUAUACCACUAACAAUUUUUGAAAUAUUAUCCGUCAAAAUUUUACUGUAAUUUGUGUUAGCAAAUCAGACUUAUAUUUCAUACUGUUAUGUAUUAUCGCUCAGAUUCCUUUAACUCUUAGAUAAUAUUUGUAUUGUUAUGCACAUAUAUUCACUUUUGGGUAUUAUGUAAAUAUCAUUAUAUAUAUCCAACAGAUAAAAGCCAAUAUCUUAAAACGAAUUCGAACCGUUUCACUUUAUUAUACUGUUAGUCAGUAAUUCGCUUUCAGAUUUCAUUGGCUUGUGACCGUGAAAGAAGGAAUAAAUAGGCGUUUG
Messenger RNA from Heterobilharzia americana, 1597 nucleotides. The record is from the annotation of a GenBank genome assembly. Lineage: Eukaryota; Metazoa; Platyhelminthes; Trematoda; Strigeidida; Schistosomatidae.